This is a messenger RNA of Ictidomys tridecemlineatus (thirteen-lined ground squirrel), 1081 nucleotides long. The record is from RefSeq and is a predicted model, not a curated record. Lineage: Eukaryota; Metazoa; Chordata; Mammalia; Rodentia; Sciuridae.
UCAACGCAAACAUGAAAGCAUUUUCUGACCACAUUUACAAGAUGAAAGAUCUAAUGAUGGAGGUGACAGAAAAGAGAUGAUGUCGGAAGUGAAAUUGCUGACGGAUAUUAAGAGCAUCUUCCACAGGUGCGAAAGCCUCAGAUCCCCAGCUCUCUUGUCCUUGCAGUUAAGGAAAGAAGAAUUCAUUCUUCCUCUGCAGUUUUCAGCUCUCAAGAAAAUAAGACAGAAGUUUAGAGAAGAGGUUACCCUGGAUCCUGAAACAGCACAUCCUUAUCUGCUUGUCUCUGAGGAUAAAAAGCGUGUGACAUUUGUGCAGAGAGAGGAACUUGUUCAUCUGAAUCCAGGGAGAUUCAUGGCUUAUCCAGUGGUUCUGGGUUCGCAGAUUCUGGCCGACAUUACUGGGAAGUCCAAGAGGAUGACAUGCCUGAAUGGAUUGUGGGGGUUUGUCAAGACUCCAUUUCCAGAAAUGAGAAAUGGUCACUGUCAUGUCUGAGCAGAUUGGACGAUUCAGUUGUACAAUGUCGUUUACGUGGCUCAGUGCACUGUCCCAGGCACUCUGUGGCUAAUGGAAAAACCCAGAUGGAUUGGCAUUUAUCUGGACUAUGAGUUCGGUGAGAUUUCCUUUUACAAUUUGAACAACAAGUCUCACAUCUAAUCUUUCAGAGAUACAUUUUCUGAAGCAUUAAAGCCUUAUUGCUAUAUUGGCUAUGAUUCAAAACCUCUUAUUAUCUGUGAAGUAUCAGAUUUGGAAGGGUGAAGAUGCAGCAUUGCUUCAUCUUUCUGCCAUUUAUGGAGAAAUAGCAGUGAAUCUAGCACCAAUUUUGUUUUCUUUUUUUAUUUGAGGUGAGAGUCUCACUAUGUUGCCCAGGCUGGUCUCCAACUCUCCCUGUGUCCUGCCUCAGCCUCCUGUGUAGCUGGAUUACAGUUGCACACCACCAUGCCUGGUCAGCAUCAAUUAUUAUUAUUUUUGUACUGGGGAUUGAACCCAGGGGUCUUAAAUAAACUGAUGGCCUUAAGGGAUCCUCCCACUUCAGCCUCCCAAGAGGUUGGGACUAUGCCGCAGUCUGGCUGCAGCAAAAUA